Messenger RNA from Bombina bombina (fire-bellied toad), 5815 nucleotides. Its product is annotated as vitellogenin-A2. The transcript is spliced from 33 exons. The coding region runs from base 1 to 5625 and encodes 1874 amino acids. The record is from RefSeq and is a predicted model, not a curated record. Gene Ontology annotation, molecular function: lipid carrier activity. Gene Ontology annotation, biological process: lipid transport. NCBI's taxonomy places the organism in Eukaryota, Metazoa, Chordata, Amphibia, Anura, Bombinatoridae.
AUGACCAUAAGUUUCAAGGCAAUAUCAUACCAUAGCUUGGAAUGUGCUGCAGAAGAAGUAGCCGAUAAAGUGCAGAGGCAGCCCCCCUCACUCAGCACUGGUGGGAGGCUGAGAACCAGUGAGCAAAUAGGAGAAAUCAGUGCUGAAAAGAUGCCGUGGACCAGACCCAGAGUGGGCCGGGAAGACAAGCCCCAGUCAGAGCCCGUUUUUAGCCAAAGCAAAACUAUUGUAUAUAACUAUGAGGCUGUUAUUCUGAAUGGACUUCCUGAAAAUGGCUUGGCACGGUCUGGUAUUAAAGUGAACUGCAAAUUUGAGAUCAAAUCCUUUGCUCAGAGGAUGUACCUUCUCAAGAUUCAAUCUCCAGAAAUAAAGGAGUACAAUGGUGUGUGGCCAAAGGAUCCAUUUACGCGGUCAUCCAAGUUGACAAAAAUAAUUGCUGAUCAGCUUACAAAACCUGUAAAGUUUGAAUACCACAAUGGACGGGUUGGAAACAUCUAUGCCUCCGAUGAUGUUUCAGACACUGUUGUCAACAUUUACAGAGGAAUCUUGAACUUGUUCCAAAUGACCAUCAAAAAGACACAAAAUGUUUAUGACUUGCAAGAGUCAAGCAUUGGUGGGGUCUGCCACACCAGAUAUGUGGUUCAAGAGGACAGAAGAGGAGAUCAAAUCAUUGUAGAUAAGUCUACAGACCUGAACAACUGUCAAGACAAAGUAUCUAAGAAUGUCGGCAUUGCCUUCUUGGAGUCCUGCAUAGCUUGUAAACAUCUGGGAAAAAAUUUACGUGGAACAGCAACAUACACCUACAAGUUGAAGAAGAGGGACCAAGGCGCUUUUAUAAUGGAAGUUUCAGCACGGCAGAUAUAUCAUUAUUCUCCAUUUGCUGAACUCAAUGGUGCUGCUGUUAUGGAAGCCAGACAAGUAAUAACUUGGGCAGGAACCAAAGGUGGUCAGACGUAUGCACCACAGAUUCAGCUGCAGAACCGCGGUGGGCUUCAUUAUCAGGUGGCUUCUGAGGUGUACCAAAUUCCUAUCCAUCUUAUUAGAACCAAGAGCCCUGAAGGACAGAUAGAGGAAACUCUGCAACACCUUGUACAGAAUAAUCAACAGCAAGUGCACAAUGAUGCUCCAGCCAAAUUUUUGGAACUUACUCAGCUUCUACGUUUAUCAUCUACUGAAGGCCUCCAGGGCAUUUGGAAGCAGUAUUCUGCUAGACCUCAGUACAGACGUUGGCUCUUGAAUGCUAUCCCUGUUGCUGGAACAAUGGAAUCCCUGAAGUUUAUUAAGCAGAGUCUUCACAACCAGGACCUGAGCCCUCAUGAAGCAGCAGUAACAAUUACACUGGCAAUGCAAUUUGCAAGAUCCAAUCAACGUGCUUUCCAAGUUUCCGCUGAAUUAGUAAAAGAUCCAAAGAUACAGAAAUAUCGUCAAGUGUACAAAGCUGCAAUCCUUGCUUAUGGCUCCAUGGUGAAUAAGUACUGUGAACAUCUGAGUGGCUGUCCAGAAGCAGCUUUAGAGCCCCUCCAUGAUUUAGUGGCUGAGGCCCACAGCAAGGCACAUGAAGAGGAUAUCUCCCUGGCACUAAAGGCUUUGGGUAAUGCAGGGCAACCUCAAAGUAUCAAACAGAUCCAGAAGUUCUUGCCCGGCUUUUCCUCCGCUGCUUCCCAGCUCCCAGUCAGAAUUCAGACUGAUGCUGUCAUGGCUCUGAGAAACAUUGCCCAACAAGACCAACGAAAAGUGCAAGAAAUCCUACUCCAGGUCUUCAUGAACCGCAAUGCACGUACAGAAGUCCGACAGAUGGCAUGUUUGGCAUUGUUUGAGACUAAGCCAGGUCUGGCUUUAGUAACAACCAUUGCCAAUGUGGUGGUAAAGGAGAGCAAAAUAAAUUUACAACUUGCAAGUUUUACAUUCAACCAAAUAAAGGCCUUGUCCAGGAGCAGAGUGCCACAUCUUGAACCCCUUGCAGCAUAUUUGUUUUGCAUUAAUCUACUAUAUCUACUGUUUCAUAAAUAUUUAUGGUGUCUUCUCAUAGAUUCUCUAAUGGCUGGUGCUGCUGCCAAAGUCUACAUUAUGAAUAGUGCAAAUACCAUGUUCCCUGUGUUCAUUCUCGCUAAAAUCAGAACAAAUGUUGCGGGAGGAGCAACUGAUAUCAUAGAGAUUGGGAUCAGAGGAGAAGGACUAGAGGAAAUGCUCAGAAAACAGAACGUUCCCUUUUCGGAGUACCCAAUGCGCAAGAAGAUCAUGCAGAUUGUGAAAACACUAUUGCGAUUUAAAUCACUGCCUUCCCAAGAUCUUCUUAUGUCUGGCUAUAUCAAGAUAUAUGGUCAAGAACUUUCUUUCUCUAAAGUAAACAAAGAAGUCAUUCAAACCAUUAUACAGGCACUCAAUGAGCCAGCUGAAAGACAUACAGUUGUCAAGAAUGUGAUGAACAAGCUUCUUGGAGGGUUUGCUGGACAAUGGGCCUAUGCAUUGCUUGCCACAGAAGUUCGACACAUUGUUCCCACAUCUGUUGGUUUUCCUGCAGAGUUUAGCUUAUAUACUUGUGGUGUUGUCCAUGCAGCCAUCUCAAAUGAUGUAAAGGUUACUCCAACUCCAUCUUCGGAUUUUAGCGUUUCACAGCUCUUGGAAUCUCAAGUGCAACUUCGUACUGAUUUAAACCCAAGUUUAUUAGUGCAUGCAGUGGCAACUAUGGGAGUGAAUACCCACUUGAUUCAGAGUGGUCUUGAAUUCCAUGCCAGGCUACGUACAAACCUACCUGCAAAAUUGUCUGCUCGUCUUGAUAUGAAAGAGAAAAAUUUUAAAAUUGAAACAUCACCAUGCCAGCAAGAAGAUUACCUUGUUGUAGUAAGGACUCAGGCAUUUGCUUUCACAAGAAAUGUGGAAGAACUAGACACAGCCAAAAAGACACCAAUUUUGCCAAGAGGAGCAGAGCCAGACAUUCAGAAGAAACACUUUGAGACAACAGGAAAAGCUUCAGCAGAAGGAGCUAGCAUGAUGGAUGUGUCCUCAGAAAUUGUAUCCAAGAAAUAUGCCUAUUCUGCAGAAGUAGUACAACACCAGUCUUCACAAAGACGUAUUGCAUCAUAUCAUUAUUGUGUUAAAGCUAAAAAUUUUGGCUUCCAAAUAUGCUUUGAUGCUAAACAACAAAAUGCUGCUUUUCUCAGAAAUUCUCCUCUUUAUCAGGCUGUUGGAGAACAUGAAUUCAAAGUCACAAUGAAACCAGCUCGCACUGAUGCACCAAUUGAAAAACUGCAGCUUGAAAUCACAACUGGACCAAAAGCUGCUUCUAAGAUCAAUGCCCUGGUAAAAGUAGAAGAAAAUGAAGAUGAACAGCUUGAAGACUCAGAAGUCCAAAUAAGACUGAAAAAGAUUUUAGGAUUAGAUGAUGAGUUUAUGUCCAGAAAUGGAAGCUUACGUCAGAGGAAGAGACAAGACAGAAAACAACAAAACCAACAGCAAAAACAUCAUAAUUCUAGACAGGUAGUUGAUGAAAUUGUAGAGGCUAAGAGACCUGGUCCAUCGAGCAGCUCCAGCUCUUCUUCAUCAUCUUCACCCUCAUCUUCUUCAUCAUCUUCUUCAUCAUCUUCUUCUUCAUCAUCUUCAUCCUCUAUGUCAAACCGGAGAGAUAAGCAGAGAGGGAAACAUGGUCAUCAACAAAGAAGCUCAAGCAGUGAAUCAAGCAGCAACCAGGAACAAAACAAAAAUAACCAAAAUCCUGGGCAUAAUAGAAGGGCCAAGAGUCAAAGCAGUAGUAGCAGUAGUGAAAGCAGCAGCAGUAGCAGCAGCAGUGGUAGCAGCAGCAGCAGCAGCAGCAAUCGACAAGGACAUAGACACAGAGGCAAACAGAGUAGCAGCAGCAGCAGCAGCAGCAGUAGCAGCAGCAGCAGCAGCAGCUCUGUUAGAGGCAGCAAACAAAGACACCAACAACAACACCAUCAGCAGCAACCAAACAAAGGAAACAAACAAACAGGCAGCAGCAGCAGUAGUAGUAGCAGCAGCAGCAGCAGUUCAGAAAGCAGCAGUCAACAGCUGUCUAAGGACAGGAAGCAUAGACAAUUUUACAAUCUUCGCUUCAAUCCAGCAAACAGACAAAAAAAUACUGGUAAACAAGGUUCACAGUCUUCUUCAUCAUCAUCUUCAUCGUCAUCUUCCAGCAGCAGAGCUUCCGCUGUACAACAGAGAAGGAAAUUCAUGGGUGACAAUAAACCCCCAGUUCUGGUUAUCACGGCACGGGCUAUAAGAACUGAUAACAAAGAGCAAGGUUUCCAGAUAAUCACUUAUGCAGAUUACUCAAGCUCUAAGCCUCAAGUACAAGCCUUUAUUGUGGAUAUCCAAAGAACAAGCAGAUGGAGAGCUUGCUUUGAUGGCAUUGUUGUUAAUCCUCAUCAAGCUGAGGCAAGUCUCAAAUGGGGCCAGAACUGUCAAGACUACAAGAUUAAACUGAAAGCACAAACCGGUCAUUUUGGUAAUCAGCCUGCAAUGAAGAUGACUGUGAACUGGCCUAAAAUUCCAUCAAAACUGAAAUCAUUUAGUCGAAAAGUCUCCCAGUUUGUUCCCGGAGCUGCUUAUAUGCUUGGAUUUUCCGAGAAGCUAAAGAAAAACUCUCAGCGUCAAGCAAAACUUGUUCUGUCCUUAAGUUCUCCUAGGACUCUUGAUGUUCUUGUCCAAGUGCCUUGGUUUACAAUGUAUUACCGAGGUAUGAAAAUCCCAGUGUCCAUCCCUGUUGGUCAUCAUAUGCAGCAAGAAGUCCUGCAAGCACCAACAUGGAAUAUGUUCUCAGAAGCACCACGUGUAAUUAUGGAGUCUUUGCAAGGUCAAUGUAAGGUCUCUCAAAGCCAAAUCCAAACAUUCAAUGGGGUCAACUUAGCCUAUGCUUCGCCUGAAAGAUGUUCCCAUGUUCUGGUGCAGGACUGCAGCCCUGAAUUGAAAUUUUUGGUGACAAUGAAAAACUCAAAAGACUCCACUUUAAACAAAGACAUAAAUAUUAAUCUUGGCACUUAUGACAUCGACUUAUAUUAUGUAGAGAACAAUCUGAAAAUGAAAAUAAAUGGUGUAGAGUUAUCUGAAGAAAACCUUCCAUAUAGAUCACAUGCUGAUCCAUCUGUCCUGAUUCUUAAGGAGGAAACUGGUGUGUCUGUAUUAGCCCCAGAAUAUGGUAUUGAAGCUCUUCAUUAUGAUGGUGAAAAUAUCAAGGUAAGAACUGCUAUUUGGAUGAAAGCCAAGACCUGUGGAUUGUGUGGUCGCCAUGAUGAUGAAAAUGAACAGGAGUUCCAGACACCAGAUGGUUAUGUUGCCAAAGAUGUUGUGAGCUUUGGUCAUUCAUGGAUUCUGAAUUCAGAAAGAUGCUCUGAAGACUGCAAAGUUAAGCACUCUCUGGUGAAAUUUGACAAACCAGUAGGACUUGAUGGAGAAAAUGCAAAAUGUUAUUCUGUUCGUCCAGUUUUACAAUGUCUCAAGGGAUGCUCCCCAGUUAAGACUGCAGAGGUCACUACUGGUUUCCACUGUCUUCCUUCUGAAGCAACUCUUGACCUGGCUGAUGAGCAAAUUCACCUGGAUAAAUCUGAAGAUUUCUCUGAUAAGAUUCAAGCUCACACAGCCUGUUCAUGUGAAUCAUCCCCAUGUGCAUAAAAGACAAUGCAUUUUAUUCUUUCUCAGGAAGACUGCAUAGAUUAUAUUGUAAUUUUCUAAAUACAGGGAAGCUGUUAAUACAUAAUCUGUGUACGUGCGUGAUUUUUAUUUGAGGAAUUAUCAAAAAACCCAACAAUCUAUAUGUUGUAAUAUAUUGCAUUCCAAAUAAAUAUUUGCAUUUGAAAAAGAA